Molecule: messenger RNA, 1744 nt
Organism: Rubroshorea leprosula
Lineage: Eukaryota; Viridiplantae; Streptophyta; Magnoliopsida; Malvales; Dipterocarpaceae
Source: the annotation of a GenBank genome assembly
CUUCUUUACUCAUCCUACCCUUCCUCCUGUCCCCCUCAUCUCUCUAAUCUCCUUCGUCAGCACAUGGUCACUGCGUUUUUAAAUACCCAUUUUUAUGCUUCUCACCAAAGUUCACCCCUUUUUCUUCUCCAACUAUCUCCAUUGACAGUAAUCUAGAGACCCCCAAUUUUAGAAAAUACAAAGAUCUAUCAACCCUUUGAUUUUCUGUUUUCCCCUUUAUUUUCUCGCCGGAAAUUCUAUCGUUUUGAAUUCAGAAUCGUCCAGUUUCGAUGACAACAAUGUUAUCAUCGUCCUCACCGUUUCUGUAUUCUUUUGCCCUUUUCCUUUCCCUCUUUUUGCUUUUCCUUUUUGCGCCUCAAUUCUUUCCCUUGAGGAAACAGCCAUCCCCAAUUUCUCUAGAGGACGAGCUCGACGAUCUCCACCUCUUUCACCAGGCAACCGUCGUCUCCUCCCUCAAGGUUUCCCAUCUGGGUAUUACCCAUCCCAAACCCAAAAUCGCCUUCCUCUUCCUCACCAACUCCGAUCUCGUCUUUGCCCCCUUGUGGGAACGGUUUUUCCAAGGACACAAUCAGUUCUACAACAUCUACAUCCACGCCGAUCCGUCCUCCAAAGUGCCUCCCCCAAAGUGGGCAAUUUCGGCCAAUUUCAUACCUGCCAAGAGAACAGAGCGCGCCUCCGCAACCCUAAUCUCAGCCGAGCGCCGCCUCCUCGCUCGCGCCAUCCUCGACGAUCCAUUGAACCUCUACUUUGCCCUGGUGUCCCAACAUUGCAUUCCGCUCCAUUCCUUUCAAUACAUUUACAAAUCCCUAAUCGGGAAUCCGGCAGAGGAAUCGAGGGCGUUUCUAUCCCAGCCCUCCCACAAGAGCUUCAUCGAGAUCUUGGCCAAUGAGCCAACUUUACAGAACCGCUACAUUGCUCGGGGGAAGAACGCGAUGCUGCCGGAACUAACUUUCGAGCAGUUCAAAGUCGGAUCCCAAUUCUUCAUCCUAUCAAAAAGGCACGCAUUGCUUAUUCUCAAAGAAAGAAAACUCUGGAGGAAAUUCAGACUCCCCUGUGUGGAUUUAAAUUCAUGUUAUCCCGAGGAACAUUAUUUCCCUACUCUAUUAUCAAUGGCGGAUCCCGAAGGGUGCAGCCACUAUACCCUAACCAGAGUGAACUGGACCGACAGUGUCGACGGCCAUCCCCACACCUACCACGCUCUGGAGGUAUCGCCGGAGCUAAUACAUACCUUGAGGGAAUCAAAUUCCAGUUACUCGUAUUUCUUUGCUCGGAAAUUCUCGCCGGAGACCUUGACGCCGUUGAUGGAGAUCGCCGACAGCGUCAUUUUCAGAGAUUAAAGUUAAUUUUAGGAAUCUUGUUGACAAUGGAGUAAGUAAGUGGAGAACUGAAAAUCAAACACCGGUGUUGGUAUGUGGGAAAGCAAAUAGCUACACGGCCCCAGACCCCCAACAUUUUGCUGGUUGCCUGUUUCUGUACAUAUGAACACAUUAAAGUUUGUUUUAUUUUUCUUUGUUUUGGGUGUUGAAGUGUUGUUGGGGAUUGAAUGGACGGUGGGGAUAGCCAUAGAGUGGAGUGAGAAAAGCAAUAUCAAGUUUCAUUGCUUUUCUUCUUCUUCUUCUUCUUCUUCUUUUUUUUUCUCGGUUAUCUCCCUUAUGAAACAUCCUUCCACCGUGCUGCAUCUGGUUUUUUUGCAAGUAUGCUUGUACAUUGUUGCAACUUGGUGAAAUGAGAUCUUGUUCAUUUC